Haliotis rubra (blacklip abalone) is the source of this 959-nucleotide messenger RNA. RefSeq lists its product as uncharacterized. Lineage: Eukaryota; Metazoa; Mollusca; Gastropoda; Lepetellida; Haliotidae. The record is from RefSeq and is a predicted model, not a curated record. Gene Ontology annotation, molecular function: signaling receptor activity. The transcript is spliced from 7 exons. Bases 68 to 928 code for a protein of 286 amino acids.
ACCCUUGUAAACACAACAGAGUACACUUCCGAUAACCAUCUGACACUCUCCCACGCCAACUGUCAUUAUGAACAAAUCGAUGUUGUGGAGGGGAGCCUGGCUGUCCCUGUUGUUAGUUGGCCUAACUGCGUCCCAAGGACAAAACCUUAUGGGAACCGUUCGGUGUUUGGAGUGUGCGGACGCAAGAUCUCCAGCGGACUGUGACAAUUGGGCGCUUUGUGGACGAUCGCAGAUAUGUUUCACCAGGGAGUACAUCGACCGGAACGGAGAAAGAGCGUUCGACAUGGGCUGUGAGGAUAAAACGAGAUGUGACUUGUUCAUAAGUGCCAAGAUACUUAUCGGGAAACGAAAGACAGACGACCUUGAACUUGGGGAUGAGAAUGACGUAGUUGUUCCUCCUCCAGAGAAGUGCUACCAGUGCUGCCCACAGAACGACUGCAACGCCAGACUCUGCCCUGGCGUCACAGGCGGGGUAACUCCUACCGUUACAUCCGGGUCACCUUCUUCUUGCCCCCCUACAUUUCUUACCGGACCCUCCAGCUGUUACUACGUGGCCAACUGGACGGUCACGUGGGAGGCUGCUCGACUGGACUGUGCAAGACGAGGGUCCGACCUGGUAUCCAUCCACACCAGUCGGGAGCAGACCUUCCUGGCCAACCUACUGAAUGAAACUCAAGCUACCUACCACCCAGCCCAGGGCUACUGGACAGGGGGAGUCUACGUGACAGCUACCAAGGAGUGGAUAUGGGUGGACAUGACUAAGGCCGCGUUCACAACCUGGGGUCCAGGGCAACCGGCCACCCAAAACUAUGACCAGAGAGUUCUUCUGCACAACCCAUUCAAGUACCCCACCUUUGGCGGGUGGCAGUGGGCCAUUGCUUUCCAUACAACUGGAAUGGGUUUCAUCUGUGAAAGGGAUUUCGUAUAAGCUUUAAUAAAUCUAUCGAAUUGUUCAAGGA